AUGAUCGCUCACCUUCACCAGAUAUUCUCCGAGAGGCUCGACACCAUGCAGUCCAUGGUAGAGAGGCUCCCGAGGGUAGCUCCCCCCAUCUGGAAGAGCAACCCCGACUCCUACGCCGACACUCUCUUAACGGAUGAGGUUACCUUGAUCGAGAUGCCCAGGAAGUUCUCCUUCCCCAGCAUAAAGGCGUAUGAUGGCACCACUGAUCCGGACGACCACGUCCCAAAGGGGUCGCGCGAAGCUACCAUGUGCAAAGGGUUCGGCUCCACCCUGACCGGACCCGCUCUGCAAUGGUAUAUCAACCUACCCUCUAGGUCCAUAGCUUCCUUCGCGGUUCUCAGCGACAAAUUCGUGGAGCAAUUCGCCAGCAGCAGGGACCUGGAAAAGACCUCCGACAGCCUCUACGAAAUCCUCCAGCACCGAGCAGAACCCCUGCGAGGCUACAUAGCCCGCUUCAAUCAAGAGAAGGUGGCUAUCUCCGAAUGCAGUAUCCCCACUGCUAUCUCUGCCUUCAAGAGAGGCAUGCUCCCCGACGGGGACCUCUAUAAGGAGCUAAACAAAUACCAGUGCAAAACCAUGGAAGACGUCCUAUCUCGAGCCUGGGCGCAGGUAAAAUGGGAGGAAGAUGUCGCCAGCCGCGCCAAGGUGCAACAGAAGCAAGAUCCCAAGACGAUCAGACCAGACCAAACCGAGCAAGACGAGAAACCCUCUCAAAGACCAACUAGGGACUCCGGAAAUCGAAACCGGGGCAGAUACCAGAAUCGGCCGAUCGAGAAGGUAGAAGGGAUGGCAGUGUCCACGUGGCCAGACAUCUCUCACCUCUUGGUCUCAACGCCGGAGCUGAUCAAUGUUCUGAGGCAGAUGGGCCAACAGGUCAAGUGGCCUCAGAAGAUGAAAGCAUCCGAUUCUUUCCGGAACCCUGGUUUCUGGGAGUUCCUUUCCGAGAAGGCCAAGAGCCAUCUAAGCAAGGAGACAGCGGGUAAGCCCACUGAAGCUGCUCCCGUCUCGCCACCGCAACAGGACCAAGUGAUCCAUGUCAUAUCGGGCGGUUCGGAAAUCAAAAGCCAUGCAGCCGCAAAGAAAAGCACCUGGAAUGCCAAGCACGACCUAGAAGAAGCCAAGCCAAAACGCCUGCUCCUAGGAACGGACGAAAUAAGGUUCACGGCCAAGGAGCAGGAGAAAGUUCUCACCCCGCAUCACGACUCUCUAGUCAUAUCGCUCACUGUAGCGAACUGCCUGGUAAAAAGGAUACUGUUAGAUAAUGGAAGCUCCGACAACAUCAUCUUCCAGGCCGCAUACAAGGACCUGGGGCUGGAGGAAAGCGCUCUAACUCGGAGGAUAACCCCCCUUAUAGGGUUCAGCGGGGAAGUCAAACAAACCGCCGGGGAAGUAACCCUCCCCGUAUACGCUGAAGGAGUCAACAUGUCAACCAAGUUCCUCGUUGUUGACUGUGACUCGUCUUACAACAUGAUCCUCCAACGGCCCUGGAUUGACGGCCCUGGAUUCACGGCAUGGGAGCCGUCCCUUCAACUCUUCACCAAAUGGUGCAAUUCCGUACACCCUGGGGCAUAA
Molecule: messenger RNA, 1572 nt
Organism: Brassica napus (rape)
Lineage: Eukaryota; Viridiplantae; Streptophyta; Magnoliopsida; Brassicales; Brassicaceae
Exons: 2
Coding region: 1-1572 (523 amino acids)
Source: RefSeq, a predicted model, not a curated record